AUGUCUAAGGGAAAAGCAAACCAAAUUCAUUAUGACAAAUUGAUGGGGAUUUUUACAGGAUAUAAUGAUGUCUACAAUGCUUUGUACAGGCUGAAAACAAAUGACGAAGAAAAAUUAAACGCAAUUUACAAAAAAAUCGAACAAAACCUGAUUGACUCUUAUCGAAUUCCGCCUGGUGAAAUUAUCGAUAAAAUAUCCAAACUUUCAAUUUAUAACAACCGCUACAUGAAGUCAUAUUUAGCGAUUGCCAAACAAAUUGUUGACGAACACCAUCUAAAUCAGGUCAACGAAAUCGGCGACGUUUUUAAUUACCUUUUCUACAAAGAAUACAAUAUAGUAUUGAAUGAAAACGGGAGAAAACGUUUUAACAAUUUUGAAGAUUCUCAUUAUUCAUCUGAUAUUCACGAACAAAAAACAAUUUACAGAUCUAUUAUGGAUGAUGACAAAAUAGCAUUUAUAAAUUUUACAGAAGGAGAAGAAUUUGAUAAAAAUCAAAUAUUAAAAAGUGAUUUAUAUUCAUGUUCAUUUGAUGGUAUUUCAUUACUCGAAUUAUGUUGUUAUCAUGGAUCCAUGGAUCUGUUGAUUGUUUUAAGAUCUUAA
This is a messenger RNA of Trichomonas vaginalis G3, 600 nucleotides long. Its product is annotated as spectrin binding. The record is from RefSeq and is a predicted model, not a curated record. Lineage: Eukaryota; Parabasalia; Trichomonadida; Trichomonadidae. The transcript has a single exon. Bases 1 to 600 code for a protein of 199 amino acids.